Musa acuminata AAA Group (dessert banana) is the source of this 2436-nucleotide messenger RNA. Its product is annotated as cytochrome P450 714B2-like. The record is from RefSeq and is a predicted model, not a curated record. The transcript has 4 exons. Gene Ontology annotation, molecular function: heme binding; iron ion binding; monooxygenase activity. NCBI's taxonomy places the organism in Eukaryota, Viridiplantae, Streptophyta, Magnoliopsida, Zingiberales, Musaceae. Bases 757 to 2394 code for a protein of 545 amino acids.
AUUUGAGCUGAAGCGUUCCAGACGCGGAUUUAGGUAAGUUGUUAUUGGUUGGAUGUGUAAGAAGUAGAACGAGUGGCAGUGAUCUGAACCUGCCAUGGGCCACUGGGUGGCAAGGCUGUCUCAAUUCUGGAAUCAGCUUUAUUCAGCUACAACGAGCAGCAGCUUCACAUGGACUUCGGGAACGCCUCCCUCCCUCCCUCCUCAGAGUACUCGCGUCGAGACCAAGCUUACAAGACAACUGUAUGACAUGGACAACCCUUGACGGCACAUAUACCUAUGAGGUACAUAGCCAUGAUUAAGAGAGAGUCUAGCUACACAUUGUACCGGGGGAUCUGCUGCUGCUCUGCAUCCCGCCGGAUAACUGGGUCUCGGCGAGCAUAAUCCCCCCGAAGCGGGCAGAAGAGAUUCUUUGCUGCGUGGAGACAAACCAGUCCUGAUCAAAGAAUACACUAAUGGCGAGCAGGUAAGAAGACGAUAACGAUAAUUGCGGGAGUCCACGAAUUCAUGUGAGUUGUUGUUGUACAAGUGGUCCAUCCCAGGAAAUUAUAGUAACUCGGAACAGCUUUUAGUGGGAUGGAGGGGGUGGGGAAGAGUGAGAGCCCGGUUGCUGGGAGUGGUCUUGUAAUCUAGCAUGGAUUCCAUCUCCUUUUCUUGUUCCCAUGCAACUCGACUCUUGUUAGGGUGAGGGAGAAGGAAUCAUGUACAUGUCAUAUAAAUAGCAGCGAGAGUGCGGUGGAGGUGGAGGUGGAGGUGGAGAUGGAGAUGGAGGUCUGGCUUUCCUUGUGGGCGGUCGGCGUCUGCGGCUUGCUUCUGAUCUACUUCUACUCCGUCGCUUGGCUGCGGCCGGAGAGCAUCCGAAACAAGCUGCGGCAGCAAGGCAUCACCGGCCCUCCGUCGUCCUUCCUCUACGGGAACUCCCUCGAGAUGAAGAAGCUCGUCAUGGCGGAGCGAUCUCGAGGCGGGCGAGGCGUGGAGAUAAAGCACGACUACACCCCCCUCGUGUUUCCUUACUUCGAGCGGUGGAGGAAACACUACGGUCCAGUGUUCUCGUAUUCGAUGGGCAAUGUAGUCGCCUUGCACGUGAGCCAUCCGGAUCUUGUGAAGGAAAUCAGCCUCUGUUCAUCUCUGGACCUGGGAAAGGCCACCUACUUGAAGAAGACCCAUGAGCCUCUGUUCGGUGAAGGCAUUCUGAAAUCCAAUGGGGUGUCUUGGUCUCACCAAAGGAAGAUUAUAGCACCCGAGUUCUUCUCCGACAAGGUUAAGGGCAUGGUGGAUUUGAUGGUGGACUCUGCCAUCCCUGUGCUGAAGUCGUGGGAGGAAACAGUGGAGCUCGGAGGAGGAACUGCAGAAAUAAAGGUUGAUGAGGAUUUAAGGUGCUACUCUGCAGAUGUGAUCUCCAGAACAUGUUUCGGGAGCAACUACAUCAGGGGGAAAGAGAUCUUUCAGAAGCUGAGAGCGCUGCAAAAGGCUGUUUCAAGACCCAAUCUCUUCGCUGAAAUCACCGGAUUAAGGUGCUGCUGCUAUCUAUAUAUGAUCCCCCUUUCAUCCCCCCCGCCGUCUCUGUUGCUUCUGAGAUGCCAAGUAUGCUGGCGUCCUGACAGAUGUCUUCCCACGAAAAGAGGCCGAGAGGUGAGGAGGCUGAACAAGGAAGUGAAUUCCCUCAUCCUGAAGACGGUGAAGGAGGAGGGCGAGGGAAGGGAGAACCGCACGUCGCAGCACAGCCUGCUGCAUGCCAUCCUCCGCAGCGCCAACAACGGCCUGACCUACACCCACGCCUCCGACAGCUUCAUAGUGGACAACUGCAAGAACAUAUACUUCGCCGGCCACGAGGCCACUGCCGUGGCCACGACGUGGUGCCUCAUGUUGCUCGCCCUGCACCCGGAGUGGCAAGCUCGCGCUCGCGCCGAGGCGGCGGAGGUCUGCGGCGGCCGGUCGCUGGACGCCCACGCACUCCAAAAGAUGAAGACGUUAACCAUGGUGAUCCAGGAGACGCUGCGACUGUACCCUCCCGGAGCAUUCGUGGCGAGAGAGGCACUACAGGAGAUGGAGUUUGGGGGGAUUCACAUCCCCAAAGGCGUCAACAUCUACGUGCCCGUCUCCACCUUGCACCACGACGCCACCAUCUGGGGUGCAGACGUGCUGGAGUUCAAGCCCGAGAGGUUCUCCCGGGGCAUCAUGGGGGCGUGUCAGCUCCCACAGACGUACUUGCCCUUCGGGGCCGGGCCACGGACGUGUCUGGGCCAGAACUUCGCCAUGAUCGAGUUGAAGGUCAUCCUCUCCCUCAUCCUCCUUAGGUUCAGCUUCUCAUUGUCACCGAACUACUUCCACUCCCCAUCCUUGAGAUUGAUUGUAGAGCCUGAGUUCGGAGUGAAGCUCAUGGUGAAGAAGGCAUGACAUGAUGACUCGCCUAACCUGAUUAUAUAUAUAUAUAUAUAU